AUGUCACCCAGCCACCACGGCACCGAGCCUGUUUUUGACGUUACCGGGGUCACCAAGGUCUACACGUCGGGCGAGGUCGAGGUGCGUGCGCUCGCCGGCAUCGAUCUCCAGCUCUUUGCGGGUGAGAUCGCCGUCCUUCUGGGACCGUCCGGCAGCGGCAAGUCGACACUGCUGAACAUAAUCGGCGGUCUGGACCGCGCCACCUCGGGAUCGGUUCUGUUCAACGGCCGCGACCUGAACGACUUCAGCGAUCGCCAACUGACCCGCUUUCGCCGAGAUCACAUCGGCUUCGUGUUCCAGUUCUACAAUCUCAUCCCGAGCCUGACGGCCUGGGAGAACGUCUCUCUGGUCACCGAGGUCGCGCGUGAUCCGAUGACGCCCGACGAAGCGCUGGCCAUGGUGAACUUGACAGAUCGAAUGUCGCAUUUUCCCGCGCAGCUGUCGGGAGGAGAGCAGCAGCGCGUGGCAAUAGCGCGCGCGAUUGCCAAACGCCCCGAAGUGCUCCUUUGCGACGAGCCGACCGGCGCGCUGGAUUCAAAGACCGGCGUGAUCGUCCUCGAAGCGCUCACCCGGAUCAACACCGAAUUCGGCACGACCACCGCGAUCAUCACCCACAAUGCCGGGAUCCAGCAGAUCGCCCACCGCGUCUUCCAGUUCCUCGACGGACGCAUUGCAUCAAUGCAUGUCAACGAAGCACGGAUUGCGGUGCUUGCGGUCGGGCUCGUCAUUGCCUGCGGCGUCAUGACGAUUGUGCUGUUCGUCGGUGCGACCCGGUCACUCGAUGAGACCCGGUCCGCCUUCUACGAACGUUACCGGUUCGCGAGCGUUUUCGCGUCGGCCAAUCGCGCACCGGAGCGGCUCAAGCGUGAUCUGGCCGCCAUAGAAGGGGUAGCGGCCGUUGAAACGCGGAUCGUCAAGGAUCUGAUUCUCGAUAUUGACGGCAUGAUAGAGCCGGCCGCCGGCAUCGCCGUGUCGCUGCCGGACGCAGGCGAGACACGCGUCAACAGGCUUUACCUGCGUCAGGGCAGGCUGCCGGAACCGGACCGGUCUGACGAAGUCGCGGUGGUCGAGACAUUUGCAUCCGCGCACGGUUUCCGCCCGGGUGACCGCUUCCGCGCCCAGAUAAACGGCAAGAGCCGGGAGCUGACGAUAACGGGCGUCGUUCUGUCGCCUGAGUUCAUCUACGCGAUCGGGCCCGGAGACAUGGUUCCCGACCAGCGCCGAUACGGGAUCUUGUUCAUGCCGCGCAAGACGCUUGCCGCCGCAUUCGACAUGACCGGAUCGUUCAACAGCGCGGUCCUGACAACAUUGCGCAAUGCCGAUGUCGAGGUCAUCACGGAAGCCGUUGACGACCUGCUUCGGCACUAUGGCGGCACCGGUGCGUAUGGACGCGAAGACCAGACGUCGCAUGCCUUUCUCGAUGCCGAAUUGACGCAGCUCGAGGCCAUGGCGGGCGUCAUUCCGCCGAUUUUCCUGUUUGUUUCCGCCUUCCUGGUCAACAUGAUCCUGUCGCGCCUGAUCGCCUUGGAACGCGAACAAAUCGGCCUGCUCAAGGCAAGCGGCUACACAAGUGUCGGCGUUGCCUGGCACUACGCGAAGAUGGUGCUCGCCAUCGUCCUCGUCGGGCUCGUGAUCGGCAGUGUCGCGGGCGCAUGGCUGGGCGGAUCGCUGGCGCGCCUCUACGCCCAGUUCUUCUCGUUUCCGUUCCUUGUCUUUGCCGGCAGCGCCGAUCUCUAUGUCAUUGCGGCCGUCGUAUCGGUGAUCGCGGCGCUCGCCGGCGCUGCGAGCGCCAUACGAACCGUUGUCGCCUUGCCGCCUGCAGUCGCAAUGCGGCCGCCGGCGCCGGCGAACUACAGGAGCCUUGGUCUUAACCUUGGCAUUCUGCAUUCCGUCUUUUCACAGCUGACGACGAUGGCGCUGCGCCACCUGUGGCGGAACCCGGUGCGCACCGGCCUCACCGCGUUGGGUACAUCAUUCUCGGUGGCACUGCUUGUGACGGCGCUGUUUUCAUUCGACUCCAUUGACCACAUGAUCGACCAGAUCUUCUUCCAGACCUCGCGCGAGGACGCGGUCAUUGCUUUCGCCGGCGACCGGCACCCCGAUGCCUUGCGUGCGGUGCGCCGCAUGCCGGGCAUUCUUGCCGCCGAGCCCUACCGUCAGGUACCCGUCACGAUGUCCAACCGCCACAUCGAAGAGCGGCUGGUCCUCGAGGGCCUGCCGUCGAUGACGGAUCUGACGCGUGUGCUGGACCGGGAUCAGCUUCCGCUUGCCCUUCCGUCGAACGGAAUCGUGCUCUCUGAUCGGGUCGCCGAGCGGCUUGACCUGCGGGUGGGCGACCUCGCGUCCAUCGAGGUCAUGCAGCAAGAUGACAGGAUCGUCCACGUUCCCGUCGCCGGUACGAUCCAGAGCCUCGUCGGUCUGACCGCAUAUAUGGACCUCGAAGCCUUGAACAGGCUUGUGCGCGACGGCGACCGCAUCAGCGGCGCCCGCGUCAAGCUCGAUGCAGACCGGCUCGGCCAGACCUACGCGGCAGUCAAGGAAACACCCGGCAUUUCCUCGAUCGCACUGACCAACCUGUCGCGCGCGAAUUUCCGCGCGACCAUCGAAGAGAACAUCGUCAUCAGUAUCACCAUCUAUACCGUGCUCGCGGUGAUCAUCACCUUCGGCGUGAUCUACAACUCCGCACGUAUCCAGCUUUCCGAACGCGGCAGGGAGCUUGCCAGCCUCAGGGUCUUUGGCUUCACGCGCGGCGAAGUCUCCUCGAUUCUGAUGAUCGAACUGGGGGUCGUUGUCCUCUUUGCCCAGCCUCUCGGCUGGGCGCUCGGAUACGGCUUCGCAUGGUCGGUAGCGCAGGGAUUUGAAAGCGAUCUCUACAGGAUUCCAUUGGUGGUCGAGCAGUCGACCUAUACGACCGCGAGCCUGGUCGUGACCGCAGCGGCCGUCGUCUCUGCGCUGGCCGUGCGCAGGCGCAUCGAUCGUCUCGACCUUAUCGAAGUCACCCGCGGACAGAUGGUCGUCUUCGUUGACGAGGAAGGCGUAACCAGGGUGCGGGACGUUUAUGCCGUCUCGUCCACGCUCGCCGGACAUCUCGACCGCAUCGAUCUUGAGGAAGGCGAUCUUGUCUCAAAGGGUGACGUCAUCGCCACGAUCCACCCGCUCGCUCCGCCGUUCAUCGACGAGCGCACCAGAACCGAACUCGAGGCCGCGAUCGAAGCCUCACGCGCCGCCGUGGCGCUGGCCAAUGUCGAACAUGCGCGCGCGCAGACCGCACUCCGGCUGGCGCAAUCCGCAUACGAUCGUGCGUCACAACUCGCCAAGACGAGAAUCGUCUCCGACAGCGAUCUUGAGCGGGCCUAUGGCGAACUCCAGAUCAAGCAGGCCGAGGUUGAGAGCGCAAUGGCGGGCAUCAACCUGCGCCUGGCAGAGCUUGCCAGCGCCCAGGCCCGCCUCGCCCAGCCGGUCGACAUGGCCGGAACCGGUGAAAACGGCCGAUGCUGCGUCUCAUUGCUCGCACCGAUCGACGGCGUCACGCUUGCCAUCAAGGUUCGCAGCGAACAGGCGGUCGCGGUUGGCACUGUCGUGGCCGAAUUCGGGCGCCCCGACAAUCUCGAGAUCGCCGUCGAUCUGCUGUCUUCAGAUGCCGUUCGCAUCGGUCCGGGCACCGAGGCCGUCAUUUCGGACUGGGGUGGCGACCAGGACCUGCAUGCCACCGUCCGGAAGAUCGAGCCGGCCGCGUUCACGCAAGUGUCGGCGCUGGGCAUUGAGGAACAGCGUGUCAAUGCGGUUCUCGACAUCGACGAGGUACCGGAAGGACUUGGCCAUGGCUACCGCAUCGUGGCGCGGCUUGCCCUCUGGCGGGGCGAAGACGUGCUUCAGGUUCCCAUCAGCGCACUGUACCGUGACCAGGGCGAAUGGGCGGUCUUCGUCGCCGAGAACGGGCGCGCGCGUAUCAGGAGCGUUGAACUUGGACAUCUGAACGAUAGCGCUGCCCAGGUCUUGUCGGGACUGUCGGAGGGAGACGCGGUUAUCCUGUUUCCGAGCGAUGUAUUGGCCGACGGCCGCGUGAUUGCCGACCGGGCAAGCGAAGGCCGCUGA
Molecule: messenger RNA, 4095 nt
Organism: Effrenium voratum
Lineage: Eukaryota; Dinophyceae; Suessiales; Symbiodiniaceae
Source: the annotation of a GenBank genome assembly